AUGGCGCAAUCCCAGCAACAACUGGGUCACAAGGAUGCGGCCUUGUUCAGGCAAGUUGUCCGCAACUUUGAAAACAAACAAUACAAAAAAGGUCUCAAGGCUGCCGAACAAAUCCUACGGAAAACACCCAACCAUGGGGACACGCAAGCGAUGAAGGCCCUGAUCAUGAGCCACCAAGGCCACACCGAAGAAGCGUUUGCCCUGGCCAAGAUCGCCCUCAACAACAACAUGAAGUCGCAGGUUUGCUGGCACGUGUACGGCUUAUUAUACCGCGGUGUGAAGAACUAUGAAGAGGCUAUCAAGGCAUACAAGUUCGCGUUGCGGUUAGACCCCGAUUCAGUGCCUAUACAGAGAGAUUUGGCACAUCUUCAGGUCCAGAUGCGAGAUUAUGAAGGCUACGUCCAGAGCCGGAAAAUUAUGCUGCAGCAGAAACCAGGAAUACGACAAAAUUGGACAGCCCUAGCAAUCGCACACCACCUGGCGGGAAACUACGAGGACGCAGAGAAUGUUCUCACCACGUAUGAGGAGACGCUCAAGGCAAAGCCGAACAGGUCAGACACUGAACACUGGGAAGCUGUGCUCUACAAGAACUACAUUAUUGCAGAAUCGGGCGAGCUUGAGAAGGCGCUCGAUCAUCUGGAGGCAGUAGGGAAGAAGAGCCCUGAUGUUCUUGCGGUGAUGGAAAUGAAAGCAGAUUAUCUCGCCAGGUUGGGUCGGAAAUCAGAAGCCGAGGCGGCGUAUGCUGCCUUGCUCGAGCGCAAUCCGGAUGACUCCGGUUACUACGAUGGAUAUAUCGCUGCUAAAGGCCUAACGGAUGGUCCUGCAGCGGAGAUCAACAACGCAUACCAAGAGCUUGCGGCAAGGCACCCCAAAGCCGACCUUCCCAGAAGGAGACCGUUGGACGUUCUAUCUGGGGAGGAGUUCAAGCAAGCUGCAGACCAAUAUCUGCAGAGAAUGCUGCGAAAAGGAGUUCCUUCGACCUUUGCAAACAUCAAACACCUUUACACUGACGAGUCCAAGCGGGACACUAUCCAGGGAUUGGUGGAGGAGUACGCCUCCGGGAAUCUACAGUCACAAACCAAUGGAGCCAAGGAAAAUGGCGACAAAGAAGAAACACGCUUCAGAUCCUCAGUCCUCUACUUCCUCGCCCAACAUUAUAACUACAAAUUAAGUCGCAACCUCGACAAAGCUCUCGAAUACGCCGAAAAAUGCAUAACCCUGGACCCACAAUCUGUCGACUUUCACUCGGUUAAGGCCCGUACUUAUAAGCACAAAGGGGAGCUGACCAAAGCUGCCGAGAUCAUGGACUACGCCCGCUCACUGGAUGAGAAGGACCGGGCGAUCAACACCAAGUGUGCAAAAUACCAACUUCGUUGCGAUCAAAAUGACAAAGCCCUGGAGACGGCAAGUAAAUUCACCCAGAACCGCACCGGAGGCCCGCUGGGGGAUCUUGUCGAUAUGCAAUGUGUUUGGUAUCUCACAGAAGAUGGACAGUCUUAUUUGCGCCAACGGAAACUCGGUCUUGCGUUGAAACGUUUCCACCAGAUCCUCGGUGUCUUUGACCUGUGGCAGGAAGAUCAGUUUGACUUUCACAGCUUCUCCCUGCGCAAGGGCAUGAUCCGAGUAUACAUUGACAUGCUGCGGUGGGAGGACCGCUUGAGGGAACACCCUUUCUUCUCCACUAUGGCCGUCUCUGCGGUGAAGGCGUAUCUGCUACUGUUUGACAAUCCGGAUCUGGUACAUGGACCGAUUAUGGAUACUGUCAAUGGUACAAACAACCCAGGAGGGAUGAGUGCUGCAGAUCGCAAGAAGGCGCUCAAGAAGGCCAAAAGGGAACAGGAGAAAAUGGAGAAAGCCGAGGCAGAGAAGAAGGCGGCGCUGAAGGCGAGCAAACCCACGCCGAAAGCUGAAGAAGGCGAAACCAAGAAGGAAGACCCCGACCCUUUCGGCAAGACUCUUGUCGAGACAAAGGAGCCUCUGAAGGACGCGAUGAAGUUUCUGAGUCCGCUGUUGGAGUUCUGCCCUGACGUCGUAGGGGCGCAGGAGGUCGGGUUCGAGGUGUAUCUGAGGAGAAAGAAGUAUCUGCUUGCGUUGAAGUGUCUGCUGGAGAUGAAGCGCCUGGGUGCCAAAGAAAGCGAGGUGAAAGAACUGGGGGCGAGGCUGAGAAAAGCAUUCGAGGCGAGUGAGAAAGACGUGCCAGAGCAGGUCCGUGAGAUUGUCAAGGCGGAAACAGGGAAGCUCGUCCAGUGA
Fonsecaea multimorphosa CBS 102226 is the source of this 2250-nucleotide messenger RNA. RefSeq lists its product as uncharacterized. The coding region runs from base 1 to 2250 and encodes 749 amino acids. Gene Ontology annotation, biological process: N-terminal peptidyl-methionine acetylation. The transcript has 2 exons. Lineage: Eukaryota; Fungi; Ascomycota; Eurotiomycetes; Chaetothyriales; Herpotrichiellaceae. Gene Ontology annotation, cellular component: cytoplasm; NatA complex. Gene Ontology annotation, molecular function: protein binding; protein-N-terminal amino-acid acetyltransferase activity. The record is from RefSeq and is a predicted model, not a curated record.